AGCAACUGGAAGGCUUCUUUAUGUAGUCAUCCCAUCAGUUUAGGCGAUAUGGAUUCUAGGUGUUUGCUUUAUUGCCUUUGAGAGCCACCUACUUUGCCCUGGGUGCUAUCUUCUUCUUCUGCUUUUUUUGUGGGGGACCUAAUUGGGUCGUAUCUGUUAUCAUCAGAGUUUUUCCUAUAUUAUAUCCUAAGAAAACCUCAUGCUCUAAUACUCUAGCUUAGGAUGUUAGUUAAACCAAAAAUUGUGGCACUCUUCGGCCUCAUGGCCCUUGCUGUGUCUCUUUUUCCUGAUACUUGUAUGGCUGAUUGCGCCACUUCUUCCUGUGGAAACCUUCCUAUAAAAUCCCCUUUCCGAUUACACAGUGAUCCUAAGGGGUGUAGUUCACCGGAGUAUGAGCUAGUUUGCGAGAACAAUCGCACCACUUUGCCUCUCAAACUUGGUGCAUACCAAAAUUUCUUAGUGGAGGAAAUCUCUUAUGAUAAGUACACAGUUCGACUGGUGGAUGCCAGUCUCGAUAGGAAUAAAUGUUCCAUUCCUUACUACCCUUUUCUUAAAUUUCAAUGUUGGCCGUAUCAGAAUGGGCCUUCAUUUAGGAAUAUAACUGGGAAUAGCAUUAUGUAUGUUCUGAGUUGCAAUAUGCCGAUUAGCUCACCACUCUAUGUGGAUGCCUCUAAUUGCACCAAUAGCCCUUCCUCUCCGCACACCUACUUUUUUCUUUUCAAUAACCAAGCAAAGCUUUCGGAUUUCAAUGAAUCAUGCAGAAUUGAAGCUCAGUUUCCGGUCAUGCUAUCCAAUAUCUCAGGCCUCUCUGCGUCGGAUAUUUACUUUCAAAUGCUUAUGGGUUUUGAACUGAAUUAUUGGGUUUGGAUCGACUACAAUAGCCCGGAGUACUGCACUUCGUUCAGUUUGCUUGACAAGAUGUAAGUAUUCAAGAACUUUUGAAUAUCUUUACCAUGCACUAAGGGAUACCACUGUGUGUAGUUAGUAAAUCUUAAUCUUUAUUUUUACUGAAGUACACUUUUAAUCAAACUCUAUUUAGGAU
Rubroshorea leprosula is the source of this 1042-nucleotide messenger RNA. The record is from the annotation of a GenBank genome assembly. NCBI's taxonomy places the organism in Eukaryota, Viridiplantae, Streptophyta, Magnoliopsida, Malvales, Dipterocarpaceae.